Talaromyces rugulosus is the source of this 2310-nucleotide messenger RNA. RefSeq lists its product as uncharacterized. Gene Ontology annotation, molecular function: triacylglycerol lipase activity. NCBI's taxonomy places the organism in Eukaryota, Fungi, Ascomycota, Eurotiomycetes, Eurotiales, Trichocomaceae. Gene Ontology annotation, biological process: lipid metabolic process. The coding region runs from base 1 to 2310 and encodes 769 amino acids. The record is from RefSeq and is a predicted model, not a curated record. The transcript has 3 exons.
AUGACCACCACUCUCCGCGAUCCCGCCGCCAUCCACUCGCAACUGCACCGCAAGAAGAGCCUGCAGCAGAUCGAUCGCUAUCAACAAGAUGCCCCGCGAUCAUCAUCCUCGCGCCUGAGCAAACGGGCCUCGUUCGCAACUUUUUCGUCUGUAGUGCGCGACACCGUCUCAUGGGCCGGAGAUACCCUCAACACAUACCGAGACGGUCUCUCAAAGGAGGAGCGCGAGAAGAAGGUGCGCGACGAUGACCGGAAACAGCUGCUCUAUCUGAAGAUGCGAAAUGCCGUGUCUUUCGAUGAGUGGCGCACGUGUGCCUGCGAACUCGACGAACUCGAGGGGAACAAUACGUGGAAGGAGACCUUUGAAUCGACCGAAUACAACCCAUCGCUUAUCCACGCCCGCAUGAAGCAGCUGGAGGACGCGCGCAUCAGCUGCGACGUUUCCCGUAUGCUGUUCUUGAUCCGGACUGCACUGAGUCGAGAGUUGGGUAGCAUGGGCGAAGCCAGCCUGUAUCAGCAUACGCAUGUCGGCACAAAAAACCUGAUUGACCAGUAUAUCAACACGGCCGUCAACACAAUAUCCACGCUGCUUGAUUUGUCGGGAAGCGACCGUUGCGACCCUGCCGAGAUGCAGUAUAUCCUGGACCAGUUGCUAUCGGCGCGACAGGCAUUUGGUCGCAGCGCCGUGCUGCUGUCCGGAGGAGGCACCUUUGGCAUGAAUCAUGUAGGUGUCGUCAAGGCGCUGUGGGAGGCGAAGCUGGCUCCGAGGAUUAUAUCCGGUGCAUCGGCCGGUAGUAUUGUUGCAUCAAUCUACUGCGCGCACACUGAGGACGAGCUCCCCGCGGUGCUGGCGGCCUUUCCCUACGGGGAAUUGGAUGUAUUUGAGCGAGAAGGGAAAGAGCUUCCUCCGCUGCAAAAGGUCGCUCGGUUUCUCAAGCAUGGGUUUAUAUAUGACAGCUCCCACAUUACCAGAGUCAUGAGGGGCUGGCUGGGCGAUAUGACCUUUCACGAGGCUUACAAUCGCACACGGAAGAUUCUGAAUAUCUGCAUAUCGAGUGCCGACCUCUACGAACUCCCUCGACUAUUGAAUUACAUCACCGCGCCAAAUGUGUUGAUCUGGUCUGCCAUAACCGUGUCUUGCUCGGUCCCCGUCGUGUUUUCGGGGGCAGCGUUGAUGGCAAAGGACCCGCUCACUGGAGAGACAGUUCCCUGGCACGAUGACCGUCGCAAUUGGAUUGACGGGUCUGUUGACGGCGACCUGCCGAUGACCCGGCUGUCCGAGAUGUUCAAUGUCAACCACUUCAUCGUGUCGCAGGUGAAUCCUCACGUCGUACCCUUUUUGGCAAAGGAAGAAGGGCCGGGGGUUGCAUCGAGCUGGCAACCCUGGCUGAGCUCUCAAUGGCUCAACACCAUGACCAAUCUCGCCCGCGAAGAGGCCCUGCAUCGAAUAAACGUGCUGUACGAAAUGGGCAUCUUUCAGAACGUGUCCAAGAAGACGGCGUCCAUCCUGGACCAGAAAUACUCCGGUGACAUCAACAUCUUCCCGCAGAUUCCGUACUCUCAUUUCCCGCGCAUCCUGCAGAAUCCAACCGCGGAGUUUAUAUUGGAAACCUGCCUGAGCGGCGAACGAGCUACGUGGCCGAAGAUCUCGAGGGUUCGAAACCAUCUUGCCAUUGAGCUAGCCUUGGACUCUGCCGUGCGAACCAUGCGAGCGCGAGUGGCUCUCAGUCCUCCGGUUGCUGCUCCUUCGGGCGCUGCAAAUCAAUCCAGCAGCCAGAGCCAAGCGGGCUUGGACGAGCACCGCCCAGAGCCCGCACAGAGACGAAGCUCAUAUAGUCACGAGUCUGGUAGCAAGACCAGCAGGGGUGGUGGUGGUGGACGAAAUGCGUCGAAAACGCGAGGCAGCGUCGACUUGGGCAGCAAAGCUCGCAGCUCGUUGUCGGUGGGCUGCAUCGAACUGUCGAGACCAAUUAGUCCUGUCGCUCGUCAUCAAAAGCCGCAGCAUAGAAGAUCGGUCACACCAACAGAGCGACGGGGUUAUAAUACACAUUCCGCCAAUCCGAGGAAUAAUAAUUUCUUUACUGUAGGGGCUGAUAGCGAUGAUGAGUCGUCGUCAUUGUUUACGGGCGCACGGCACUGGCAGAAUAAUAUUUAUAAUAAUAAUACCGCAUCAUCAAUCCGGCCCAGCUCGCCCCGGUCGAGGAGGACGAGUCCUGCAGCUUCCAGGCGGUCUUCGGUUGCUAGGAUGGUAUCUAUCCCUUUGUCGCCGUCUCAGCUAGUGGUCAAAAAGUCGCAUUCGAUAGGGGGGUGA